AGCCGUAAGUAAGAAACGAAUUUCUUUUAACCCCACUUACGCCCAAAAAAGAAAAAAAAAUACACAUACAUAUAUAUAUAAAAGAAGCAAUAUUUGUGGAGAUCUCCUAUAUAAAUAUUCAUAUUUUCCCGCGCAAUCAGCAAACGGUGCAUAUUUCUAUAUGUACUUUCGAACAAAGUGAAAAUAACUGCGAGUAUUUACUUCUCUCUCAUUUUUUUCCACACAUAAAUUUUGAUAUAUGAGCGCGCAUACAUAUAUGCACACACACAAACGUUCACUUAAAUAUUAAAUAGUUAAAAGUUAAUAAACUCCACAAAUAUCAGCUUAUCUCUGACCCCUCAUAAAAUAUUAAUAUAUACUUAUAUACCUAUACAUAUAUACAUUACAUAUAUACAAAUAUAACAAAAAGUGCGGUAGGGUGAUUGAAUUUUUUGCUCAAGCGGGUACAGUGGUACGAACACAUAUUUCGAAGCGACAAAUUUUUCUAUUACUUCUCGUGUUGCGAACACUAUAUUGCGGUCAUUUUAUUUCUCAUAACUGAUCAACUCACUCCCCUUUUCUCUUGAUUUAACAAAUGCUUGGUGCCCCUCAAAUAGAUAAAUCAAAAAGCCCAAAGAUGAGUGACGAUGAAAAAACCCAAGGUACUUCCACGGAGUCCCAACGCUCAACGCGUACAAGUGGAAAGUCAGCCACGAAGAAAUCCAAGCAGUCGUUCGCUUCUAUUAAAUUUAUAUCAGAAACAGAUAAUUUCAUGGACUACUGUACUCGUUUCAAGUCCACCCCAAUCCAAGACAACACCGAGUCAAGUCUGAAAAUAAAAGACAAUAAUUGCGAUAACUUUUGGAAUCGGGUCCAAAUCUCUUACGAUACGGUCUUAGAAACUGAAGAUCAGGAUCUCCCCGAAGAUUUCAAGUCAGCCGCGUACAAUAAAUACAGGUCUUGUCUUAUAAUGUAUGAAGACACAAAAGCCCAGAUAGGUGACCAACUUCUGUUACUCAAACAAAGGAGUGAUCCCAUUCCCCAUGCCGGUACAUCACAACCCAAAGAAGAAACAGGCUUCGGCUUAAAAGUCCCUCCUUGCGACACUGAGAUAUUUUACGGGGGUUAUGAACAAUGGCCGUCCUUCCGUGACAUGUUCACCGCGGUCUACAUUAACCACCCAAAACUCACAAAUGCUCAGAAGUUGUACCACCUCCGGUACAAAACGCAAGGCAAAGCCGGCCAAAUAGUCAAACAAUUCCCGUUAAGUGAUGACAACUUCGAACUGGCAUGGGAAGCCCUAAGAGCACGAUAUGAAAAUCGCAGAGUCUUGGUAGAUAACCAAAUAAAAACCCUAAUGAAUUUGAAACCAAUUCAAGUUGAAAAUAGCGAGGAUAUACAGAGAUUACAAUCUUCUGUAAAUAACUGCCUUCAAAUCCUCGCUACCCAGCAAGUUUCGACAGAGAGUUGGGACCCCAUCCUCAUCUAUCUGGUCACCUCCAAACUUCCGGAGAACACAGUAACUCUGUGGGAACAAUCUCUCAUCUCCAGAAAAGACCUCCCCAACUGGUCCCAGAUGAACCAGUUUCUGACUACUCGCUAUGAGGUGGUAGAAAGAGUAGAUCAGUGGCGCCCAGCCAAGGUUAAAUCGAUCCCCCCGCAUACAAGCUACCCCAAACAAAACCCAUACGCAUUUAAAAGCAAUAAUUCACAUGACACUCACAAUAAAUCCCAUUCAAAGAUCCAAUCUCAUAUGACAGAGCAGCGCACAAUGUAUAAAUGUGCAUUAUGCAAAACCUCUCAGCAUCCCAUUUACAGCUGCUCUCGCUUUAAAAAACUGUCAAUUCAGGAUCGGAAAAAAUUUGUGAGAGAUAAUCACAUGUGCUUAAACUGCUUAUCCCAAUCGCAUUUAAUUAAAGAUUGCAGAAGCCCUCACAAUUGCGCUCAUUGCCAAGAACGGCACAACUCAUCACUCCAUGAUGACGCACUCUCAAAAAAUUCAUCAACUCCCCGAGUGCAUAAGGCCUCAUCUCAAGUGGCAACUACCACCUCCACCAGUGCCAGUCUCCAAACUCCCCAGUCUCUGGAAGAACAAGACGAGCAACCCUCGUGUUCAAAUAAGUCCCAGGUACAAUCCUUCUACUCCGAAAAUGAAAGUAAAGUACUACUCCCGACGGCAAUCGUCUCCGUUGAACACAGAGGGGAACUCUUCAAACUAAGAGCCCUCAUUGAUCAGGGCUCAGAACGGAGCUUCAUCUCCUCCAAAGCGCAACUCAAAUUGAGACUACCAUGUCGAACCUCCAAUUUCGAAAUCUCAGGAAUGGGUGGAAGGGUAGUCCAAACCUCGAAAAAAUUAUGCUCUCUGGUUCUUGUCUCAAACGAUUUAUCCACACGGAUUAAAGCACAAGCAAUCGUCCUCCCACAGCUAACCAAAUUGCUACCCAAGUUCCAACCCACUCAAGAACAACGGGAAAAAUGGUCUCAUCUCACCUUAGCAGACGCCAAUUGCCACUCCCCAUCCCAAAUAGACUUAGUCAUUGGCAGCGACCUGAUCCCACAAAUUGUGCUAGAAGGGGUUGAAAAACUCUCCAAAAACUUAUUAGCACAAAACACCAUAUUUGGGUGGAUCCUUAGUGGUCAAGUCCCCAAUCAAAUAAGCUCGUUUUCGACCCAAGUAGACGAAGUCUCAAAUGAGAAUCUCGAUUCCCAACUUCGAAAAUUUUGGGAACUGGAAGAAAUCCCCACUCCCAAAUCUCUCAACUCUGAGGACCGAGUGUGUGAAGACUUUUAUAUAUCCACCACAUCACGCACAUCUGAUGGUCGUUACAAAGUGCGACUCCCAUUUAAGCACAGUUUCCCAGACCAACUCACCUUAGGUCGAUCCCGUGCCCCAGCUCUCCAGCAAUUCCUCAGUAUGGAGAAAAAUCUUCUCAAAAAAGGCGAGCUAAAAUCCCAGUACGACCAAGUCCUCGAGGAAUAUAUAACACUAGGUCAUAUGGAAGAAACAACUUCCUAUGAGAAAUCCUCAGGAAACAAAUACUCGUCAUUUUAUUUACCCCACCACGCGGUUGUAAAACCUGAAAAAAGAACGACAAAGGUGCGUGUUGUCUUUAAUGCAUCGAAAAAAUCAACUUCCGGUAACUCGUUAAACGAUGUCCUCUACACCGGGCCAACCCUCCAACCCGAUUUGAUGCUAUUAAUCCUCAAAUGGCGCACGUACCAAUUUGUCUUUAAUGGCGAUGUAGAAAAAAUGUACCGCCAAAUACUAUUACACGAUGAGGACCAAGAUUACCAGAGAAUCAUAUUUCGCUCCUCCCCAAAAGGUCCAAUUCAAGAUUUCAAACUAAAAACCGUCACGUUUGGUCUCAACUGCGCCCCUUAUCUCGCAAUACGCACCCUUCACGAACUCUCUAAAGAUAUAAAAGACACACUCCCGAUGGCGUCCCCAAUACUAAUGAGCGAAACAUAUGUAGACGACAUACUUUCGGGUGGGCACUCUAUCCUCUCAGCCUCUGAAUCCCUUUCUCAAGUCAGACAAGCUCUUCUGUCGGCAGGCUUCCCCCUUAAGAAAAUCACGGCCAACCAUCCUGAUAUCCUCAAAACCGUUCCCAUCGCCGACGUGCUCGAUUCACAGUUUCUCGAAUUCGAAAAGGCAAGUACGACGAAAACGCUCGGGAUUCAAUGGAAUGCCAUAAAAGAUGCAUUCUCAUAUACCGUUGAGUCCAUCCCAGUAACCACAGCGAGCACGAAGCGACAAAUCCUCUCCUCUGUCGCCAAACUUUUCGACCCCGCAGGAUGGCUAGCGCCGAUAAUGAUUCAAGCCAAAAUUCUCUUGCAGGAGCUAUGGCUUGAUGGAACCGACUGGGAUGAACAGGUAAAACCCAUCCGUCUCGUCAAGUGGACGCAGUUCGCGAACAACUUAAAAGCCAUAACAGCAAUCCAAAUUCCUCGUUGGGUGAACUAUUCUCCAGGCCAACCUGUUGAGCUGCAUGGUUUUUGCGACGCGUCUGAGAAGGCAUAUUGCGCCAAUAUUUACGUCAGAGCGAUACGAGAAGAAAACAUAACGUGUCACCUCCUAGUCUCUAAAGGCAAAGUGGCGCCCCUAAAAACCACCAGCUUACCACGUCUCGAACUAUGUGGAGCCCUUCUUCUAGCCAAACUAGUGUCGGUCGUCCAAUCUCAGCUCAAUCUCCACCCGCAAGCUUUGAUUUUGUGGUCUGACUCCGAAAUUGUGCUCUCAUGGUUGGAAAUAAUCGAUCUGGUCGGAAAUGCCACCUGGCGGCAUGUACGAACUCACGAUAAUCCCGCCGACAUGGGUACAAGAGGAUGUAAACCUCUCGACUUGGCAGCCUCCUCACUGUGGUGGAAGGGUCCGGAAUGGCUCACCAGCCCCGCGGAAUCUUGGCCGAAAGCUUCACGACGCACAAUCAACAAUCCACCCGAAGUACGCCGAAUUGAAGCGUUACACACCACCGAAGAAGAACCCGACAUUCUGGAUCGUUUCUCCUCCUUCCCACGCGCACUCCGGGUUUUGACUCACGUUUUUCGAUUCAUACGGACUCUGAAAACCCGAACAAGCCACAUAAUAGUUCACCCUUUACCUCUGGCGCACGAUGACUUCCGAAACACUAAAGUCCAGCUCAUCGCCUUAACUCAAUCUCGAUAUUUCUCCAAUGAAAAGAGGAAUUUGUUAGCUUCGAAGCCGAUCGAUAAACGGAGCCCGCUUCUCACCUUAAACCCAUUUCUGGACAAAGAUGGACUUCUACGUGUGAACGGUCGACUGGCGCACUCAACGCUAAGCUACAAUGAACGCCACCCCAUCAUUAUUCCCGAGAAAUCCCGAUAUGCUGCACUCUUUUUACGCUUCCUGCAUGAGCUGCUCUUGCACGCCGAAACCCGUCUUAUGCAGCAGGCGAUCAGACAGGAGUUUUAUAUCCCUCGGCUCAAGCCACUCAUAAAAAAGUGCAUUUUUCAAUGCAAACCCUGCACUGUCCACAAGCAGCAAAUGCGCUCACAAAUAAUGGCAGCCUUGCCACCCUCACGAUGCACCUUCGCUCCGCCCUUCACCACAACGGGUGUUGAUUUUGCUGGCCCCUUUCAGGUGAAGGCUUCCAUGCUAAGAUCGCCCACCCUCGUGAAAGGCUACGUGGCCGUUUUUGUAUGCUUCACGACAAAAGCGGUUCACCUUGAGUUGUGCUCGAAUUUAACUUCAGAGGCCUUUCUGGCUGCAUUUGCUCGCUUUGUUGGCCGGCGAGGCUAUCCCGCCACCAUGAUGAGUGACAACGGCAAAACCUUUGUCGGUGCCAAAAGAGCCACUGAGAAGGAGUUUAUCACCUUCUCGAAAGAAGUAUCCCGGGAAAUCGUCAAAAGAUAUGCCGCUCAAGGUAUAAACUGGAAAUUUAUUCCCCCCAGCGCCCCUCAUAUGGGUGGUUUAUGGGAAUCCGCAGUCAAAAGCUUCAAAACGCAUCUCAAGAAGACUGCCGGAUCACAUAAAUUCACCUUCGAAGAGUUUACCACCCUAUUAAUCAGAAUAGAAGCCGUGUUAAACUCACGACCCAUCUCUCCCCUAUCUCAGGACCCCUCAGAUUUUACCGCACUCACCCCCGGGCAUUUCCUUAAGGGAUCCCCCCUGUUGUCUCUUCCUGAAUCGAACCAUGAAAACUUAUCUCUACUCAAUCGGUGGGAAAAGGUCAAAGUUCUACACCAUCAGUUUAGCCGACGAUGGAAAGAGGACUAUCUCAAGGACCUGCACAAACGGCACCGAUGGAAAGACACCCGUAUUGAGCCGAAAGUCGGCGAGUGCGUCCUCAUCAACGACGAUACGCUUCCGCCCACUGAGUGGCGCCUCGGACGCAUCGAAAGGACACGGCCCGGCCCCGAUGGCCACAUUCGUGUUGUCGAGGUACGCACUCAAACCGGCAUUCUCACACGGCCGAUAGUUAAAUUAUGUUUUUUGCCACCGGCCGAACUUCCACUCAGUCCCAAUGCGACCGAGUAACCCUACACCAUCAUCAUGAUUCUGUACCACUUAUGCCACAAACCGCUUGAUCGUAAACUUGUCUCGCCUUCAAUCACCAUACGCGCCUUUUCCCCAAAAUAACAAUUAUAUACUUCUCUGUCUCAUGACCCACGAUACUCGAUAUACGUCCCACUAAAAUUAUACAUCAACACAAC
Messenger RNA from Rhagoletis zephyria (snowberry fruit fly), 6153 nucleotides. RefSeq lists its product as uncharacterized. Gene Ontology annotation, molecular function: nucleic acid binding. The record is from RefSeq and is a predicted model, not a curated record. Gene Ontology annotation, biological process: DNA integration. Lineage: Eukaryota; Metazoa; Arthropoda; Insecta; Diptera; Tephritidae.